AUUACCGAAACAAUUAAGCAAAGAGGCAGGGAAAUUCCUCACCAUUCACAAUCAAAAAUGGCCAUAUCACAGUCCAUCAAGAAACUAACCGCUCAACUCCACCACCGCCUCCCGUCUCUAUCUCCGACCAUCCGCUCAACAACAACCUCCGCCAAAGUCUCCGACAGAAUCGUCAAACUAUUCGCCGUCGAUGUAGAAGGCAAAAAACGCGAGAUCAUCGGUCUCUCAGGCCACACACUUCUCAAAUCGCUCACCAACAGCGGCUUAAUCGAUCCUGAAUCUCACCGCCUCGAGGAGAUCGACGCGUGCUCGGCGGAGUGCGAAGUGAGAAUCGCUCAAGAAUGGCUGGAGAAGCUGCCGCCGAGAUCUUACGACGAGGAGUUUGUUUUGAAGAAGUAUUCGAGAGCUAGGGUUUUGAAUAAGCAUGCUCGAUUGGGAUGUCAGGUUGUGCUUCAGAAGGAUCUUCAAGGUAUGGUCGUUGCUGUCCCUGAACCUAAAGCUUGGGAUAUUCCGUAAAUUUUAAAAUGUUGAUUUUUAGGGUUUGAAAAAAGUCGGAAUGUUUGCGAAUAAUGUGGCAGAUUUAAUGGAUUCUGUGUUUGGGAUUUUUGGAACAUCAUAAUAACCCUUGAAUUGUUUAAAAUUGGGGUUUUUUAAUUGUCUAUUUGAGAUUUUCUGCAGAAAUGUAUAGACUUUGGCAUUUGUGUUGAUUUUUUGUGGUUUGGGUA
This is a messenger RNA of Mercurialis annua (annual mercury), 725 nucleotides long. RefSeq lists its product as uncharacterized. NCBI's taxonomy places the organism in Eukaryota, Viridiplantae, Streptophyta, Magnoliopsida, Malpighiales, Euphorbiaceae. Gene Ontology annotation, molecular function: 2 iron, 2 sulfur cluster binding. Gene Ontology annotation, biological process: P450-containing electron transport chain. Gene Ontology annotation, cellular component: mitochondrion. Bases 58 to 516 code for a protein of 152 amino acids. The transcript has a single exon. The record is from RefSeq and is a predicted model, not a curated record.